UUUUCGAGACAAGGUUUCUCUGUGUAGCCCUGGCUGUCCUGGAACUUGCUCUGUAGACCAGGCUGGCCUUGAACUCAGAGAUCUGCCUGCUGAGUGCUGGGGGUAAAGGUGUGCACCCCCACUGCCCAGCUUUGUAACAGGGUUUUUAUCUCCCAGGUGAGGAAGCUGAAGGGUCACAGGUAUACAGUGGACAGGGCCCACUGUGAGCCCUGGCUAGCCUAGAACUUGUUCUGUAGACCACUGGCUUUGACCUCACAGAGAGCGGCCUGCCUCUGCUCUAGUUAAAGGCGUGUGUCACCACGCCCUAGUGAGCACACAGAGUGUGAAGUGGCAGAGGCAGAGUUUGACACUAGACCAUCACAGCCCCCUCAAACACUUAUUCACCAAAGGAGAAAGACAGGGGAAACACCAGGGUCCCAGAAGGAAGAUGACAGCAGCCUGUCUCUGGGGGUGGGGCUGUGGUUUCUCUGAUCUCAGCACCCCCUCUACGCUGGCCCCGCCCCUGCCCCUCCCAGAGCCGCCCUGAAGUGGUGGGGUGAGAGUGCCUCCUUGCUCACCCCUCUCCCUUUGGGGAGAGCACUGCAGACCCAGGCCCCACCUACCAGAGGACCUUCUUCUCCCUCAUCGGUACCCCUCCUGGGGGUAGGUGCAUCUGCCUACAUCCCCACCUGCCUGGCCUCCAGGACCCCUGGGGCCAAAGCAGGUCAUCUGAGAUGACGGUCAAGCUAGAUUUUGAAGAAUGUCUCAAGGAUUCACCCCGCUUCCGAGCCUCCAUUGAGCUGGUGGAAGCUGAAGUGUCAGAACUGGAGACCCGCCUGGAAAAGCUCCUCAAGCUGGGCUCCUGCCUCCUGGAGAGUGGGCGUCACUACCUCGCUGCCAGCCGUGCCUUCGUUGCUGGCAUUUGUGACCUGGCCCACCUGGGUACGCCGGAGCCCAUGAUGGCGGAAUGUCUGGAAAAAUUCACUGUGAGUCUGAGCCACAAGCUGGAUAGCCAUGCUGAGCUUCUUGAUGCCACUCAGCACACCCUGCAGCAGCAAAUCCAGACCCUGGUCAAGGAAGGUCUCCGGGAUUUCCGAGAGGCCCGCAGGGAUUUCUGGCGAGGAGCUGAGAGCUUGGAGGCUGCUCUUACCCACAAUGCAGAGGUCCCCAGGCGCCGUGUCCAAGAAGCAGAGGAUGCCGGGACUGCUUUGAGGACCGCUCGAGUUGGGUACCGGAGUCGGGCAUUGGAUUAUGCCCUGCAGGUCAACGUGAUUGAGGACAAGAGGAAGUUUGACAUCAUGGAGUUCGCGCUGCGUUUGGUAGAGGCCCAGGCUACCUAUUUCCAGCAGGGCCAUGAAGAGCUUAACCGGCUGGCACAGUAUCGGAAGGAGUUGGGUGCCCAGUUGCACACCCUGGUCUUGAACUCGGCUCGUGAGAAGAGAGACAUGGAACAGAGGCACGUGUUACUGAAGCAGAAGGAGCUGGGCGGUGAGGAGCCAGAGCCGAGCCUAAAGGAGGGGCCUUGUGGCUUGGUAAUGGAAGGACAUCUUUUCAAACGAGCCAGCAAUGCAUUUAAGACCUGGAGCAGACGCUGGUUCAGCAUUCAGAACAACCAGCUGGUUUACCAGAAGAAAUAUAAGGACCCCGUGACCGUGCUGGUGGACGACCUGCGUCUCUGUACGGUGAAGCACUGUCCAGACUCAGAAAGGCGCUUCUGCUUCGAAGUAGUGUCCACCAGCAAGUCCUGCCUCCUCCAGGCCGACUCAGAGCGUCUCCUGCAGCUGUGGGUCAGUGCUGUUCAGAGCAGCAUUGCCUCAGCCUUCAGCCAGGCUCACCUGGAGAACAGCCCUCCGGGGCCAGGCCAGGUCUCAGGACACCUUGCCUUGGGCUCUGCUGCUACUCUGGGCUGUGGUGGGCCAGCCCGGGGAAGGGAGCCUGGGGGGACUGGGCAGGUGGCUGCCCAGGUACAGAGCGUAGAUGGAAACGCACAGUGCUGCGACUGCAGGGAGCCAGCCCCAGAGUGGGCCAGUAUCAACCUUGGAGUCACGCUCUGCAUUCAGUGUUCCGGCAUCCACAGAAGCCUUGGUGUGCACUUCUCCAAAGUGCGGUCCCUGACUCUUGACUCGUGGGAACCAGAGCUCGUGAAGCUUAUGUGUGAGCUGGGGAAUGUACUCAUCAACCAGAUCUAUGAGGCCCGGGUGGAUGCCAUGGCGGUGAAGAAGCCGGGACCCAGCUGCUCCCGGCAGGAAAAGGAAGCCUGGAUUCACGCCAAGUACGUGGAGAAAAAGUUCCUGACCAAGCUUCCUGAAAUUCGAGGGCGGAGAGGUGGCAGGGCACCGCCAAGAGGACAUCCUCCUGUGCCCCCAAAGCCUUCCAUCAGGCCGCAGCCAGGGGCCGUCAGACCCAAGUCAGAGUCCCCGUGUGAUGACAUGGGCAGCCUGCACCCUGGGGCGCUGCUGUUUCAAGCCUCUGGACACCCCCCGUCUCUUCCCACCAUGGCUGAUGCCCUGGCCCACGGAGCUGAUGUCAACUGGGUCAAUGCGAGUCAGAGGAAUGCCACACCUCUGAUCCGGGCCACGGCCGCUAAUUCUCUCCUGGCCUGUGAAUUUCUUCUCCAGAACGGGGCGAAUGUUAACCAAGCAGACGGUGCCGGCCGGGGCCCGCUCCACCACGCCACCAUUCUUGGCCACACAGGGCUCGCUUGCCUGUUCCUGAAACGGGGUGCAGACCUGGGGGCUCGCGACUCGGAAGGCAGGGACCCUCUGACCAUUGCGAUGGAAACUGCCAACGCUGACAUCGUAACCCUGCUAAGGCUGGCAAAGAUGAGGGAGACGGAAGCGGCUCAGGGCCAGGCAGGAGACGAGACGUAUCUCUACAUAUUCCGAGACUUCUCCCUCAUGGCGUCAGACGACCCAGAGAAGCUGCGCCGUCGGAGUCACGACCUCCACACCCUUUGAUUCCAGACCCCUCCCAACCCUGCCCCGGCCCGUUCUCCACUAAAGUCUCAGCUUCGCUC
Meriones unguiculatus (Mongolian gerbil) is the source of this 2995-nucleotide messenger RNA. It is a transcript of the gene Acap1, whose product is annotated as ArfGAP with coiled-coil, ankyrin repeat and PH domains 1. The transcript is spliced from 22 exons. Gene Ontology annotation, cellular component: cytoplasm. Gene Ontology annotation, molecular function: protein binding; GTPase activator activity. The record is from RefSeq and is a predicted model, not a curated record. NCBI's taxonomy places the organism in Eukaryota, Metazoa, Chordata, Mammalia, Rodentia, Muridae. Bases 714 to 2936 code for a protein of 740 amino acids.